This is a messenger RNA of Cladophialophora carrionii CBS 160.54, 489 nucleotides long. RefSeq lists its product as uncharacterized. The transcript has a single exon. The record is from RefSeq and is a predicted model, not a curated record. Bases 1 to 489 code for a protein of 162 amino acids. Lineage: Eukaryota; Fungi; Ascomycota; Eurotiomycetes; Chaetothyriales; Herpotrichiellaceae.
AUGGCCGAAGCGCACCCCUCACCGUCACACAAGUGCACCGACUCGACGACGGAAUCGACGCGGUCCUUUGUCGAGUCGCUCUUCACGGCCGUGGCGCUCGACAACUUCGGAGCCUCCUUCGCAGCCGCCCUCUCGGACGACCUGGUCUGGACCGUCACGGGGAGCAGUCCGAUCGCGGGCACGUACGACGGCAAGCAGACGUACGUGGACAGGGUGCUGACCCCGCUGCGCGACGUGCUGGUGACGCUGCCCGUGCCGAUCGUCGAGCAUAUCUUCGCCGACGGCGACUGGGCCGUCGUCAACUGGCGAAGUGAGGGCGUGUACGGCAAGAACGGCGCCAACUAUGACAUGCAGUAUGCGUGGUUGAUGAGGACCGAGGUCGACGGGGACGACGGGGAGCGCAAGAUCGUCGAGGUCACGGGAUUUUACGACAGUGUCAAAGUCAUGGCCGUGUUUGAGGGCUAUGUCUUUAAUACUACGAAGGUGUGA